AUUUACUUGUGCUAAACAUCGAAACAGUAAUACAAUAACAUUUUUUUAUGUAGUUUAAAUAUAAUAUACCUAUUUAAGAACUAUGCUGCUCUUCACUGUUUAAUAAAAUGUACAUUGCUAAUAUCGUGUUCAAAUUGUGACCGGCUUUUUCCUCGUCAUAGAUGAAAUAUAAAAACAUCAAGAGGACAUAACUUUAGCAUUAUGGAUGAAAUGAAGAAAUCAAUUCUUGCACCAAGUAGCAACAGACGGGUGAAUAAUGGAUAUCUUAAAUAUGCAAGUUUAGUCAUAUUAACGGUCCAGAAUGCCAUCCUGGGUCUCAGUAUGCGAUAUGCACGCACGCGGGAUGUGGAAAUGUUUUCCUCAGCAGCUGCUGUACUUUUAGCAGAGUUAGUAAAGUUUAUAAUCUGUACUGUUCUUGUGAUGCACGAGUCGGGCAGCAUUAAGAGAGGCGCCCACUCAAUAUAUGCCACGGUGAUAUUAAACCUGGAAGACACUCUGCGAGUCUGUGUCCCAUCCUUCUUGUAUAUAGUGCAAAAUAAUCUACUUUAUGUCUCCGCGUCCAACUUGGAUGCUGCAACAUACCAGGUCACAUAUCAGUUAAAAAUAUUAACAACGGCAUUUUUUGCCGUAGUGGUAUUAAAACGGACUUUAAAAAAAUGGCAGUGGUGUGCUUUGGCAUUACUAGCCAGUGGCAUAGCGCUGGUCCAACUUUCAUCUGAUAAUGGAUCGGGAAAAGUAGCAACUACACAUUUACCACAGCAAUCCAGAAUUCUAGGAUUCGGAGCUGCUUUAGCAGCUUGUUUUAUAUCAGGAUUUGCUGGUAUCUAUUUUGAGAAAGUCUUGAAAGAAUCCGACAUAUCAGUGUGGAUGAGAAACGUUCAGCUAAGUUUGCUGUCGCUACCAUUUGGGACAGUAACAUAUCUAAUAAACGAAGGCUCGUUGAACCAUCUUCUCAAGGGUUUCGACGGAUUCGUCUGGUACUUGGUAAUAUUGCAAGCGGCGGGAGGGCUUAUUGUCGCCGUGGUUGUUAAAUACGCUGACAAUAUAUUAAAAGGUUUUGCCACUUCCGUGGCCAUAGUAAUAUCUUGUGUAGCAUCUAUGUACAUAUUUGAUUUCCACUUGACUUUACAGUUUACGGUUGGUGCGGUAUUAGUUAUUGCAUCUAUAUUCCUUUAUGGUUAUGUACCCAAGAAGAAAGCUGAAGUUCGGACUUCGCUAAGUGUUUAAUAAUUAAACUAAACCUGAAGUGCGUAACGUUAUUUAAAAGCUCAAAGGCAUUUGUGCUAAAGAAAUUAAUACUGGAAUUUUGUUAAUAAUAAAUGCUACUAUGUAAUAUUUACUUGAUUAUUUUAAAGUAGGUAUGUUAAAGUUUAACUUUAUUUCUUGUUUUGAUAGAAAGAAAACGUAUUGUAUUUUAAUUGAUUUCACGCCUAGCCGUCGAGAGUUAUCUACCACGCAAAUCACUAUUUACGCGCAGGAGAUCUAGGCGGAUAUCCGCCUACUAAAAGUGAAGUGUAGAAAUGACUUCUCAGCAAAGUCUGCAAAGAGCAGGGCAGUAGAUAAUAGUAAUAUUAUUCUUCAGAAUAUUGAUAAGAUAACUGUUUAUUUUUUUAAUUAUAACAUUGAUGUGCCGCAAUGCAGAAAAUUGUAUUUUUGGUCUUAUCAAAAGCCAUAAAAUGCGUCUAUAAUCACAUUCGAAUUCUUAUCUGGAUGUUUAUAUACAUAACAAUCAUGCGAUUCUUGCGUAGCAAUAGUUUGUGUAGCUUCUAAUUCUUUGUAAAUCUAGUGUUUUUUUAAUAUGGGGGGGCUGGCAAAGUAAAAUAGUAUUUUUAUACUAAAAGGCAAAGUUGAUGUUUAACUUCUCGUGCUAAUAUCAAUAGCCGACCAAUCGAAAGAUUCCAAAAUUGAACCACUAGCGUAGCAAGUGUUUCGAAAAGUGGAAUCAUGAGCGCCUUUGCUUCAUAGACUUUUACUAUGUACAUAAAUAUUAAAAUUAGAAGUACAAUACACUACUUAGUGUACUUAUAAUAUCUUGUUUGAUUUAAAUUACAGUAAAAUAGGUAUUGUAAUAUUUGUAAUAGAAAUUAUAAACUCGUCAUAAUUACUUUUAAAAUACACAUAAAAAUUGUUGAUUUGUAUUUUUAGGUAACAUGCGAUCAUAUUAUUGAUUUAUAUUAAACAUAUAGUAAAUGAUAUUCCUACUAUAUUAAUAUUAUAAAUGCGAAAGUAACUCUUUCGGUCUGCUACCUCUUCUCACUUAAAGCUGAACCGAUUUAGAUGAAAUUUGGUAUAAUGUGAAGGACAUAGAAUAUUUUUUAUCAAUCAUCAUUUCAUGCAGGCGAAAUCGCUGGCAGAAGCUGUUAUUAUUAUUUUAAGUAGGUAAGUUAAAUAAAGUGUAUGUAAUUGAAAGAUAUUAUUUAUUACUAAGGUAUACUAUUUAUUUCAUUAGGUUAUGUUUACAUGUACUUAAAUUGUAGUAUGAAAUUUUAAUUUGUAUUUUUAAUAUUAUAUUCAAUUUACAAAGA
Molecule: messenger RNA, 2525 nt
Organism: Cydia strobilella
Lineage: Eukaryota; Metazoa; Arthropoda; Insecta; Lepidoptera; Tortricidae
Gene: Ugalt
Product: UDP-N-acetylglucosamine transporter
Exons: 6
Coding region: 202-1227 (341 amino acids)
Biological process (GO): pyrimidine nucleotide-sugar transmembrane transport
Cellular component (GO): Golgi membrane
Molecular function (GO): UDP-galactose transmembrane transporter activity
Source: RefSeq, a predicted model, not a curated record